Dama dama (fallow deer) is the source of this 3952-nucleotide messenger RNA. RefSeq names its product immunoglobulin superfamily DCC subclass member 3 (gene IGDCC3). Gene Ontology annotation, biological process: cell-cell adhesion; axon guidance. The record is from RefSeq and is a predicted model, not a curated record. Gene Ontology annotation, molecular function: protein binding. Lineage: Eukaryota; Metazoa; Chordata; Mammalia; Artiodactyla; Cervidae. Gene Ontology annotation, cellular component: axon; plasma membrane. The transcript is spliced from 14 exons. Bases 1 to 2358 code for a protein of 785 amino acids.
AUGGCUGCCUCGCGCGCUGCGCCCCCGCGCCGCCGGCCCCGGCUCCUGCUGCAGCUGCUGCCGCUGCUACUGUUGCCUGCGCCAAGCGACGGUCUUGGCCACUCUGCUGAACUGGCAUUUGCCGUGGAGCCGAGCGAUGACGUUGCAGUCCCUGGGCAGCCCGUGAUGCUGGGCUGCAAGGUGGAGGGGACCCCUCCAGUGCGAAUCACCUGGAGGAAGAAUGGGGUGGAGCUGGCGGACAGUACCCACUCCACUGUGCUGGCUAAUGGGUCCUUGAUGAUCCGCCACUUCCUGCUGGAUGGAGGAGGCGGCCCUUCAGAUGAGGGGGACUAUGAGUGCGUGGCCCAGAACCGCUUUGGGCUGGUGGUCAGUCGGAAGGCUCGAAUCCAGGCUGCAACCAUGUCAGACUUCCACGUGCAUCCUCAGGCCACCGUGGGCGAGGAGGGCGGUGUGGCCCGCUUCCAGUGCCAAAUCCACGGGCUCCCCAAACCCCUCAUCACCUGGGAGAAGAACAGGGUCCCCAUUGACACGGACAAUGAGAGGUACACGCUGCUGCCCAAGGGAGUCCUGCAGAUCACAGGCCUUCGAGCUGAGGACAGCGGCGUCUUCCACUGUGUGGCCUCCAACAUCGCCAGUGUCCGGGUCAGCCACGGGGCCAGGCUCACCGUGACAGGCUCGGGCUCUGGGGCCUACAAGGAGCCUGCGAUCCUCGUGGGGCCUGAGAACCUCACCCUGACUGUGCAUCAGACCGCGGUGCUGGAGUGUGUCGCCACGGGCAACCCGCGCCCCAUCGUGUCCUGGAGCCGCCUGGAUGGCCGCCCCAUUGGGGUGGAGGGCAUCCAGGUGCUGGGCACAGGGAACCUCAUCAUCUCAGACGUAACUGUACAGCACUCAGGGGUCUAUGUCUGCGCAGCCAACAGGCCCGGCACCCGGGUGAGGAGAACAGCCCAGGGCCGGCUGGUGGUGCAAGCCCCGGCAGAGUUUGUCCAGCACCCCCAGUCCAUCUCCAGGCCGGCUGGAACCACAGCCAUGUUCACCUGCCAAGCCCAGGGCGAGCCACCUCCUCACGUGACGUGGUUGAAGAAUGGACAGGUGCUGGGGCCCGGAGGCCACGUCAGGCUCAAGAAUAACAACAGCACCCUGACCAUUUCGGGAAUCGGCCCGGAAGAUGAGGCCAUUUACCAGUGCGUGGCCGAGAACAGCGCCGGCUCCUCCCAAGCCAGCGCCAGGCUGACCGUGCUGUGGGCCGAGGGGCUGCCCGGGCCCCCGCUCAACGUGCGGGCGGUCCCCGUGUCGUCCACCGAGGUCCGCGUGUCCUGGACCGAGCCCCUGGUGAACACCAGGGAGAUCAUCGGCUACGUCCUGCACAUCAGGAAGGCGGCCGACCCGCCGGAGCUGGAGUACCAGGAAGCAGUUAGCAAGAGCACCUUCCAGCAUCUGGUGAGCGACCUGGAGCCUUCCACUGCCUACAGCUUCUACAUCAAAGCCUACACGCCCCGGGGAGCCAGCUCAGCCUCCGCCCCCACCCUGGCCAGCACUCUAGGCGAAGCCCCCGCCCCACCGCCACUGUCUGCGCGGGUGCUGGGCAGCUCCACCCUGCAGCUGCUGUGGGAGCCCUGGCCCCGGCUGGCCCAGCACGAGGGCGGCUUCAAGCUGUUUUACCGCCCAGCAAGCAAGGCCGCCUUCACUGGCCCCAUCCUGCUGCCGGGAACUGUCUCCUCCUACAACCUCAGCCAGCUCGACCCCACUGCAGUGUACGAGGUGAAGCUGCUCGCCUACAACCAGCAUGGGGACGGCAAUGCUACAGUCCGCUUCAUGUCUCUGAGGGGAGCAGCUGAGAGGACAGCUCUGAGCCCACCAUGUGACUGUCGGAAGGAGGAGGCCACCAACCAGACGUCCACCACGGGCAUCGUCAUCGGCAUCCACAUCGGGGUCACCUGCAUCAUCUUCUGUGUCCUCUUCCUCUUAUUUGGCCAAAGGGGCAGGGUCCUCUUGUGCAAGGAUGUGGAAAACCAGCUCUCCCCUCCUCAGGGCCCCCGGAGCCAGAGGGACCCUGGCAUCCUAGCACCGAAUGGGGUGGGACGGGCAGAGCGGGGCCUGCUGGGCCGAGACGGGAAACGUGUGGACAUGAAGGAACUGGAGCAGCUGUUCCCCCGAGCAGGGGCUGUGCAGCCUCACCCCAGACCCACGGACCCCGAGGCCCCUGCCCUGUGUGAGGUGACCCAGCUCUCCAUGCUGCCGCUUCGGGGGCUCAGCCUCCUGGAGGAGAUGCCGUCGGAGGCCCUGCCACCCCAGGACGUAGGCCCCGGCCUCCAGAGUGAAGGACCGGCUGCCCAGCCAGCUUCCUCGGGACUGUAGCUGGUGUCCGGCCGGCUCUGCAGGGAGCAGCCCCCCAUUCUCAGGUCAAAGGCAAGAUUUCUCCUGUCAUGUGGGAUUCAGGUAGGGGCUUCCCAGGUGCUUCUGUCCUGACUGAUCCUCCGAUUCUCAAGACCUACAGUAGCCUCAGCAAGAACCCCUCCAAGGACCCAGAGGGGUUCCUGCAGGAGCCCUGCCAAGGGCCCCCUUCACCUCUGUUUGUACCCACAUGACUUGGAACUGAAGUAAUGUUUUCCUUUAAAAAAAAAAAAAAAAAAAAAGAACAAACUUAAAAAAAAAAAGAGCGAGAGAGAAAGAGAAGAGAGAAGAAGGUGAAUUAGACUCCAAAAAUAAGCCCCUGCUGUGGCUGGGCGCCUGACACUGUCACCCUCCACGACCUUGUUUUCUCAGGAUGGAGUUUUGCUGUUUUGACUUUCAGCACCUACCUCAGCCGGAAUGAAUGUCCUCGGGGGAGUAGAACCCCGAAUGCACUCCUACCUCAAGCCCCUUUAGGGGGCAGCCCUUCCCCCUCCCUACAUUAUUGCCCAGAGUUUAAAAAAAAGAAAAAAGGAAAAAACAAAAAAGCACUUCCCCAUUUCCAAGUGUGAAAGAAAAUGUCUACCUCGAAGUUUGCUGGCUCUCAGGCCUGUGUUGUAUCACUGGACCGUCCCUCCUGGCUCCUCACCAAGGGUGGGCCUCUUGGGGCCUGCAGAAAUAAAGAUGGAAUUGGUCAAAGAAAAUGUGAAAAAAAAAAAAAAAGCCAAAAAUAAGAGGAAAAUUUGUUCCUGGGAGUAUAAAUCGUUGCUCCAGACUAGCCGCUUCUCAGCACACGACUGGUGCUGCGUCUCGUCGGCCUGCCCACUCCCAUUUUGACCCGCUCAGCCAACUCAUCCUCGACUGGGACCCCAAGGACCCUCUGUGUACCUGGGCCUUGGGAGGGUGGGCCAUCAGCCCGCGGCCCGCCUGCCCGCUGUCCUGCCCACAGCCGCUGGAGCAGACUGGCCCCUGGAAUGUACUGUGUGUGCUGGCUGUGUGCAUGUUGGGGGGGUGUCCCCAGCCCUCUGUCGCCUGGGACAGCCAGCCUGACCCACCCCCCGGGCAGUGGCACAAUCACUGUCAGCAGAUACGGCCGGAAACUAUUUUUAUACGAGGUGUGUUUAAGGAUUUAUGUUCUUGUGAUUUCUUGUUUUUCUUUUCUGUUGUGUUCUUCGAAAGACUUAGUUAAAGAUGGAGAAAAAAGGAAAAGGAAACAAAUACGUAUUUUUUGUUACACGCAAACAUUUUUUUAAAUAGCAGAAAGAAAACUUUUGUUUGGAGGAAAAAAAAAAAACUGUAUUCCUUAAGUAUGAGAUUAGACCAUAAAGUCCCUGACUCCCAACCCUCUAGGGACUCCCCACCCCAAACUUUAGUGAAUUAGCUGGAGGAAGUACACUUGGUGGUGUGUUCCUGAAAGACUGAAGUCCCGUCCAUGUGGGUUUGGAGAAGGGCAUUGUCCAGGGUGCCUCAGCCCUCCCAGGCGAUGCCCCUUGGUCCCUGCGGCAUCGCCUCCACACCCCCUUCCUCCUGGAACCCCCUCUCCUAGGGAAGGGUGGGCAUG